Stegastes partitus (bicolor damselfish) is the source of this 1846-nucleotide messenger RNA. It is a transcript of the gene stm, whose product is annotated as starmaker. The record is from RefSeq and is a predicted model, not a curated record. The annotation marks the transcript as partial. NCBI's taxonomy places the organism in Eukaryota, Metazoa, Chordata, Actinopteri, Pomacentridae. The transcript is spliced from 10 exons.
UGUUGCAGGUGUGUUGUGUUGCUGGUUUGUGCCUUCGCUGUCGUUUCUCUCGCAGCUCCUCUUCAAAAAAGAUCAGCAGAUGACAGAACUAAGAACCUGCUGACUCACCUGAACGGUGAUGAUACCACUACCGUGCCAACAGAAGCUGCUGCCAGUCAAGAAAAAUCUGAAGCUGGUCCAGAGGACUCCCCCCCGGAGACAGACAGCAGCAGCAGGAAGGACGCCGCUGAAGACGCCAGUAAUGGUGUUGACCACAGCAACAAUGAAGGCGGUGACGGCAAGAGCGACGGCAAGAGCGACGGCAAGAGCGACGGCAAGACCGACGGCACCGAAGAUAAGAGCAACACUGAAGGUGGCAACAGCGACGGCAACGGCAACGGCAACGGCGACGGCGACGGCAACGGCGACGGCGACGGUAACGGCAACGGCAACGGCGACAGCGACGCCGCCGCCGAUAGCGACGCCGCCGCCGAUAGCGACGCCGAUAGCGACGACGACGCCGACAGCGACGCCGAUAGUGACGCCGACAGCGACGCCGACGCCAAUGCCGAUAGCGACGCCGCCGCCGAUAGCGACGCCGAUAGCGACGCCGAUAGCGACGACGACGCCGACAGCGACGCCGACAGCGACGCCGAUAGCGACGCCGACAGCGACGCCGACGCCAAUGCCGACAGCGACGCCGACGCCAAUGCCGAUAGCGACGCCGACGCCGAUAGCGACGCCGACAGCGGCGCCGACGCCGAUAGCGACGCCGACAGCGACGCCGACGCCGAUAGCGACGCCGACAGCGGCGCCGACGCCAAUAGCGAAGGCAAUAGCAACGGCGACAUUGAUGGUAACAACAGUGCAGAUGAGAUGACUGAAAACAGUGAGGAAGAGGAUCAGAGCAGCAAUAAAGGUGACGCAGAGAAGGAGACAGAAGAGGACAAGAUGAAGGGUCCAGUCAAAGAGGAGAAAGAGAUGACUGAGGAGGGUGAGGGGAGUGAAGGGAGUGAGGAGGGUGAGGGUGACGAGGGUGAGGAGAGUGACGAGGGUGAGGACGCUAAGGGGGAAGACGAGGGUGAGGACGCUAAGGGGGAAGACGAGGGUGAGGACGCUAAGGGGGAAGACGAGGGUGAGGACGCUCAGGAGGGUGAGGCAGAUGAGGAGGGUGAGGAAUCAGAGGAGGAGGAAGUGACAGCUGAUGAUGAAAGCACAGAUGGCAAUGGAGAUCCAGCUGACCGUGAGGAUGGAGGCGAGUCCGAGGAGAAGAGUGUGGAAUCUGAGGAGCAAGAUGAAGUGGAAGAAAUCCAAGAUGAUGAAGCUGAUGACAGUCUCGAUGAGGAAGACAAUGCAGCGGUCGAAGCCACCAAUGAAGAGGAGGACAAGCUGGAGGAGGAGGCAGAGGAGCCGAGUCUAGAGCCUGAAGACUCCACUGAAGUGAUGAUGUCUGACCAAGCGGAGCAGACUGAUGACACCCCACUGGCUUCGAAUUAGACGCCGAGCCUCUGAACUGUGGAAGCUCAAAGACUUCAGAGCCACGCCUCCACAGUGGAAUACUGUUGCCAUGACAACAACCAACUAAAUGCAUCUGAACCUCCUGUUUGUUUUCCGUCUGCUCCUGAUUGGCUGUCUGUCUCUUCUUCCUCUGAUUGCCGUAGUGAUAAAACUUGAACUCUUCCAGCAGGCCCCUGCCAGCGUCGCUGUCAUGUGACCUUUAACGCUCUGCAGAAACAUUAAACUGCUGCUGAUUUUACAUUAACAUGUACAUACAGUCCAUCGUUUACUGAGGAACUGAAGGGCGAGCACAGAGUCACUGAUUGUACACAGACGAAGUGCUAAUAAAGUUUGAACUGUCAGAACCUCA